AUGGAGUUUCCUUUUAUAUGACAUCGGUGUUGAAUACAGUUCAUGCUCUGGGAGCUUUGUGCUGUCGGGUUUGAUGGUCUGAACAAUCCAACAAUGCAAUUGGAUGCUUCAAUGAUAAACUCAACUAAUUUCUAAGAAAUGAUGGUAUGGAAUUUUUUUUUUUUUGGGGGGCGGGGUUGUUGGUAUGACCUUUCAGCCUGAUGUUCAAUGGUCCAGUGGUUUGUGAAAGGGCUUGUAAUAACUUCAUCAAAGUUAAGAUAUGUAGUAUUAUCUCUUUUCAUUUCAGGGAAUCUAUUUAUUUACCAAGAUCUUCUUUAAUGCUUCUCACAGGAAUUUCUUUCAACUAGAGUUUUCGCUAUGUAGUAUUACAAAUCUCCCCGUUAGUUUAUUAAAUAAACUGAGAUGAUGCCACGAAUGACGUCAAAUGGUUCCGAAUCAAUUCUCUCUCUCUGUCUGUCUCUCCAGUCUCCACUAUAUAAGGACGCAGAGGAAUGCAAGCUCCAAGGCAAAAGAUAGAGAUGGCAGGUCCUCAAUGUUGCGACAAUCCACCUACGCUUAACCCAAACUCUGGGGAAGGGAAAGUUGAAGAAUUUGGAGGACUCUUACGCUACAUCACUGGUUCAUCCGAUUCUAAAGCUGCAAUCCUUCUUGUCUCCGAUGUAUUUGGAUUUGAAGCACCAAACUUGAGGAAGCUAGCAGACAAAAUUGCGGCUGCAGGAUACUAUGUGGUGGUUCCUGAGUUCAUGCAUGGGGAUCCCUAUGACCCUGAUAAUACUGAGAGGCCUAUAAUGGUCUGGAUUAAAGAUCAUGGAGUGGAUAAAGGAUUUGAGGAGGCUAAACCAAUUGUUUCAACUAUAAAAAGUAAAGGCUUUUCCACUAUUGGGGCUGCCGGGUUUUGCUGGGGCGCCAAGGUGGUUGUGGAACUAGCAAAGGCCAGUUACAUUCAAGCUGCAGUGCUAUGCCAUCCUUCCCUCGUCUCUAUCGAUGACAUCAAGGAGGUUAAGGCUCCCAUUGCUGUACUUGGAGCUGAAAUCGACCGGAAUUCUCCACCAGAACUUUUGAAACAAUAUGAGGGGGUUUUAUCGGUUGAAGGGUAUGUGAAGAUAUUCCCUGGGGUGGCACAUGGAUGGACAAUGAGGUACGAUCCUGCGGACAAAAAGGCUGUGGAACCUGCUGAGGAAGCACACCAAGACAUGUUGGACUGGUUUGUCAAGUUUGUCAAGUAAAGAGAAGAUACAAUAUAGACAGCAUGAGAAACCAUUAGGCUGUAGUAUCGGUCCUAUGUUCAGUAUUAUCUGUUCUGCGAGAGAGCAUUAUUGAUAGUGUUACCAGUGUAAAGUCAUAUAAGUACUAAUCUUGGUAUGAAUAAAAUUUUGCUUUUGAAUA
Messenger RNA from Macadamia integrifolia, 1386 nucleotides. Its product is annotated as endo-1,3;1,4-beta-D-glucanase-like. The transcript has 7 exons. Bases 492 to 1226 code for a protein of 244 amino acids. The record is from RefSeq and is a predicted model, not a curated record. NCBI's taxonomy places the organism in Eukaryota, Viridiplantae, Streptophyta, Magnoliopsida, Proteales, Proteaceae. Gene Ontology annotation, molecular function: hydrolase activity.